Molecule: messenger RNA, 1194 nt
Organism: Lasiodiplodia theobromae
Lineage: Eukaryota; Fungi; Ascomycota; Dothideomycetes; Botryosphaeriales; Botryosphaeriaceae
Exons: 2
Coding region: 1-1194 (397 amino acids)
Source: RefSeq, a predicted model, not a curated record
AUGUCACACGAAGAGCUCCACCCCUUCGACGGCCUCAUCAUCGAAACUCUGCCGGCGGACCUGCAGUUGGAUUUUGUGCGCCAGCUCUGGGCCCCGCCCGGCAACACCCCACGCGGCGGCGCGGAGAAGGCUCUCGUGACGGCGAGGAAGCACUCCAUCCUCUCCACCGGCGGCAAGAGCGACGACGAGCGCAUCGUCUGCGAGCGCUUCUUCGAGUACUACCUGGGCCAGUGCACGCACGCGCUGCGCGACGGCGGCAAGCACGUUUCUGUCCGCACACACCGCGACAUUCUUGAGCUCGCCUCGCUGAUCAAAGACCCCGAGAACACUCGCCAUGACGUAGCGCACAGGCUGUGCUCGCCGUACGAUGACGACGAUACCAUCAGCAUAAGCUCUUCGUGCAUUGCGCCUGACACACUGGUGACGCUGAAGAAGCCCCAGGAGGAUGCUGACGCCGCCGAAGAGGACAGCGUUUAUGGCUCCAUUGAUCUUGUUGCGCGACUGCUCACCAUGAUCAACUUCGGCGGGCUGGAUAUCGGCGUGGGCCCCUGCGGUCGACUGACGUGGACAGACGGCUCCCUGAGCCAGUCAUGCCAUCGGUAUUUCGACAAGACGCCGACUCUGUCGAUGAAGGCCAUACAGCUCGAGAAAGUUUUCAACGCUCGCAACCUGCAGCGCUUCACAAACAUGCGGAUCGAAUGGACCGAUAACCUUGCCGAUCAUCUGCGCAUGUGCGAGUUCGACAAGAAGAUCUGCCUCUUCCAUCAUGUAGCUUUCUUGGAGAAUCACAAAUGCGGCAUACUACGCCAGGACCUCAUACACGAGACCUUGAAGACCAUUGACCUCCUCUUUCCGUCUUCUGAUCCCAAAGUCCGGCUCUGGUACGAGAAGCAUCGAUACGAGCACGGUCUCGAUCCGACGGCUGCGAAGCACGGAUCCUUGCGGGCGGAAGAUCGCUUGAUAGACAACUUUUACUAUUGGAAAGACCGGAUAUGUAUUUUGAAGCAGGAGUUCGAUGAGGGUACGCCGCAGACAUUUCGGCAGUGGUGGUGGGACAGAAGAAGUGGCCCGCAAUGGUACACUUUCUGGAUCGCUAUAAUGGUACUUGUGCUCACUAUCUUUUUCGGCAUCAUCCAAUCCGCAGAAGGAGCCUUGCAGGUUUACAAGGCAUUUCAUCCGACGGAGAGCAACUAG